Molecule: messenger RNA, 295 nt
Organism: Racocetra fulgida
Lineage: Eukaryota; Fungi; Glomeromycota; Glomeromycetes; Diversisporales; Gigasporaceae
Source: the annotation of a GenBank genome assembly
AUGCUUUAUUACAAUCUUCAACAAAGACUAUCUGAAACAUUAAAAGAAAAACCUAAAGAACAAACUUUGUCUACUUUAUCUAUAGAUCUUACGGAUGUUGAAAAUUCUGAUAACAAUUUUCUUUUUGAGGAAGAAGGGUUCGAAGAAGAGCUCUUGGAAUUUGAUGUUGAAGUGGUGACUAUUGAUAUGAAUAAUAAAUUAAUAAUAAAAGAGUUUUUUAAUAUGAAUGCUUUCGAACAAAAUCAAAAUGUUAGUAAUGAAAGUUCAGAUACUUCUCUUCAAAAUGCCACGGCCA